UCACGAAUGCUGCUGCUCGGUUCACCGGUCAAGCAAUUUAUUUAUUUCCUCUAUGAGCUGCUUCGCUCCAAUUCAACUGAGAAGAAAGUAACCUUCGUGUACAACAGAGUCACCAGUCUACAUUACGAUUGAUUAGUGAUAAGCCAUCGCGAGCGUUUGAACGAGUCACCCGAAGCAUUCCAAGAGGCUGCACAUGCGAAUGUGGAGUUAAAGUGUAACAAUUAAAUGAAAGUAGAUGCUAGUUAGCCUAUACCAAUGCAAAAAUGAAUUUUGUUAAAGAAGCCACCAAAAUCGUUUUUUUAUGUUUAGUAAUUUCCUGCCAUGUUGCUACUGGUUAUCCAUGUCGAGACCCAGGUGUAAUUGCACAUGCUCGGCGACUUUUUCAGAGGGGUAAUAGACUCGUUCAAUAUAUAUGUGAUGUUGGUUAUGAGGCAUUUGGAAAUCCAUUACUUUCAUGUACAAGGGGAAGAUGGCAAGAUGUAAAACCUGUUUGUGUUGCACCUGGUUGUCCACCUGUAGAAGACUUGAGGAAUGGAGUUAAAGUUGUUAAACAUAAUGGUGCAGUGUUGGUACAUACAUGCAAUGAAGGUUACAACAUUAUAGGAAGCUCCAUUCUGUACUGUGAUGGACAUCGGUGGAAUGCUACAAGGCCUGUUUGCCAGGCUCAUGACUCACACCCUGCCCCUCUUGCCCCAGAAAAUACAAUGCAACCAAUAGUGAGCAAUCCUGUACAAAAUGUUCCAAUAGCUCCCAGGCCUAUUCCAGCAAAUGUUCGGCCAACCAUUGCUAUUAAAACCACCAAUAUAACCACCUCUAUGCCUCAUGUUGGCAUGAAUCCCGGUGUUUUACCAUUUCCAAAUCAAAGAAGUUUCAAUCCGAAUUUUAUGACUCAAAAUAAUUUGCAUCCAAAUGUACGGAAUAGAGUUCCCAAUCCUACUGUAAAUCCUCCCGAGGGUUACAGGAGACCAAACUAUAAUUAUAUGCCCAUUUACAACCGUUACAAUCCAUAUGGUCCAAUAUAUUUGCCAAACACACAGCAAGGAAGAAAUCUACCUAACAGAAACCAAGCAGUUAUGCCAAGGAGUGAGAGAACUAAAAAUGAAAUGUUCCGUAAUACAAACAAGGUAUAUGGAGUAUCUGUUGCUAACAAUAUGUACAACCCAAACAGCCGUGGACCAUACAUGCACAAUUCUCGUAAUCAACAAAUUCACCUUCCUCUUACUGUCCAAACUGAAGUCAAUCAUAACAAUUCAUUUCCUUUAAGAAGAGACGGUCAUAAUCAAAAUCCAAAAAGAACUCGAUUAAUGCAUUUAUUAAAUUUUAACAAAACAAUACAAGGUACCAACUCUCACAAUGACACAACAAGACAGUUUCCGAUAAAUGAAGCUAGACGGAAUGUUUACUCAAGGAAUCAAAACAGGAACCACCAAAUAUCCAGCAUAAAACAAACGAAUUCUCAGCCGACAUUGGUGCAACAGAGACACUUGGUUUGUCCUCGUCCUAUGAGAAUUGCUGGCGGUUAUCUUACUACACAUCCUCUGCCACCUGAUUACUCUGAUGAUCAGUAUGUCUAUUACAUUCAAUAUCAUUGCUUAUCUGGUUUGUCCUUGGUGGGUGGAGACAAUAUUAGUUAUUGUCAAUCAAAUGGCCAAUGGAGUGGUAGAACACCCAAGUGUGCUGUGUUACAAAAAUGUGACCAAGGAUUUGUGCAAGGAGAUGAUGGAGCUUGUACUGACGCCAAUGAAUGUAACUAUAACAAUGGGGGAUGUUCUCAUAUUUGUCACAACUUCAUUGGGGGUUUUUAUUGUAGUUGCCAACGUGGUUACCAGCUGCAGCAAGACCAAUCUUGUAUGGAUAUUAAUGAGUGCGAAGUGUUUAAUCAAGCUUGUAUGUUUGAUUGUGUUAAUAUAGAAGGAUCUUUUUAUUGUCAAUGUAUUAGUGGAUUCAUUAGUCAUGACAAUAUUACUUGUGCAGACAUUGAUGAAUGUGCUAUGAACCAACAUGAAUGCAUGGACACGUGCGUAAACACAGUGGGUAGUUAUCUAUGUGAAUGCUUUGAAGGAAGACAACUUCAAGUGGAUGGAAUUACUUGCUUGGAUGAUGGCAAUGAUAUUGAUACAAAUAACAUACAGAACACUAUUGUCACAGAAACCAUUGCUGAAUGUGAUGGUAGAUCUUAUAUAAACGUGCAGACUAAUACAUGUAUUCCUUGUCCAACCAACUCAGUUAUUUUGGAAGGCUCAGAAGCAAUAGGCAUUGCUGAUUGUGUCUGUCAACCUGGUUACCAUGGAAAUCCUGAACUUCUUCUUCCUUGUUCUGAUUUUAAUGAGUGUAGUGACGGCAACUAUGGUUGUUCUCACUUAUGUGUCAACACGGAUGGAGGGGCUCAUUGUGAUUGUCCAACUGGAUAUGAGUUGGAUACGGAUGGGAGGCUUUGCACAGAUACAAAUGAAUGUAAAGAGAGCGAUGUCUGUGAGAAUGGUGUAUGUUCAAACACAAGAGGAAGCUAUGAAUGCAUAUGUUAUCAUGGUUACAUGGCUCAAACGGAUCACUCCAGCUGCAUUGAUAUUAACGAAUGUGAAAUAGAAAAUGGCGGAUGUAGUGAUAUUUGCAAAAAUUAUCAGGGUGGUUUUCGUUGUGCAUGUCCAGGAAGUGCAAGGUUAUUAAGUAAUGGAAAAAGUUGUCAAGCUGUCAGUCAUGUAUGUUCACCGCUUAUGGAUCCUGAGCAUGGCCACGUUCUUCCUGCACGGCUUUGUCAAGGUGACUAUCCCAUCACCAUCGGCCGUGUUUGCAUUUACACAUGCUCUCAUGGUUACCAAGUACAAGGAGAAAGUAGAAGAGAAUGUGGGGUGAAUGGUUGGUCAGGGGAAGCUCCUACUUGCUUAGUAACUGAGUUUUGUCCUCCUUUGACUCGACCAAACAACACCGAGAUCAUACCAAAGUCUUGUUACCAACAACCGAACUUACAGUGGCAGCUGUGCCUGUUUGUGUGUAAGAGUGGAUUUGUACUUGUGGGAAAACUAACCAUGAGGUGCGGACCCAACCAGAUAUGGGAUGGGAAGCCUUCUUACUGUGUAAGGAAAUAUCCACAGGCUCCAACAGUUCCACCCCUUGUACCAAUGAUACAAUGUCCACCAGAUAUUGAUGUUGUUUUAAUGGAUGGAAGCUCAUUUGCUAAUGUUACGGUAUUGGGUCCAGUUUCUAACAUGAACAUUAUUGAGCAAGAAAAUGAUGGACGUGCAUCUCGUAACACCUUUCCUGCUGGCACAACGAUUGUACACUUUACUGCAUUCUCUGUUGAUCGAAGCCAGCAAGCAUCAUGCGAUAUGAAAGUAAAUGUUCGAGUACUUAAUAUUUCAGAUAUAUCAGCACCUGUAAUACAAAGAUGCCCAGGUUCUAUUUCUGUUAUAUCAAAUGAAGAGUAUGGAAACAUAACAUGGGAGGAACCAUUGUUCAGCGACAAUGUUCGAUUACACAAAGUUCGAAUGUCACGUGUUCCUUCCGGACCAAUUACGUGGGGAACAUAUCGUUUGACGUAUAUAGCAAGUGAUGCAGCUGGAAACAAAGCCGAAUGUUCUUUUUCUGUUACUGUUCGAUCUUCUACAAGGUGUAACAACAUAAACCGGCCUUUAAAUGGUCGAUUAGAUUGUCGGCAUUGGUUGAAGGGAAAAUACUGUGAAGUAUCCUGUAAUGCGGGUUUCACGUUUGAUCAUACGCCAGCUCAUGUAUAUGUUUGCACGCGAGGAAAAUGGUCCCCCACCAAUCGACUACCAAAUUGUUUAAGCCAAAACUCCAAUUUAUUUACAUCAUCAACCACCAUCCGACCAACAGAGACUGUACUAACACACAGGUCACAUCAACUCUUCAAUGAAUCAUCUUUGGCAUUACCUUCGAUAAGAAAAAAUUGUGGACCUGGAAGUGAAGCAGUUCACAUUAAUAAUAGAAUAGUCAGGUGCAAACUUUGUGAAGCAGGAUACUACAAACCGAAUGUACGUGCAGUGCUCUCUUGUAUUCCAUGUCCGCGUGGUUUUUACCAGGAAUCGCGAGGCAUGGGUUAUUGUGAACGAUGUCCAAAUUAUGAAACUGUACAAACCAACUCAAGCAUUCCUAUUAUGCGUGGUUUUGCCUCGCUAGCGGCGUGCAGCAUGUUAGGAGGAACGUAAAGUUAACAAAAAUGUUAGAUUUUUAGGAUUUGUUGCAGUGUUGUUUGACGAUUUUAAACCAAUAAUUAAGUGCAAUAACCUGGAAGUAAAAACAUUUUAAAUUAUUUAUACCACUUCACUUAUGCUCAUGUAGUAAUGUAAAUAUUUAUUUUCGAUUCAAAAUUUACCAUCAGUUAAAUGUUGUUUAAUAAAGCAGAAAUAAAGUAUA
Messenger RNA from Ciona intestinalis (vase tunicate), 4371 nucleotides. NCBI's taxonomy places the organism in Eukaryota, Metazoa, Chordata, Ascidiacea, Phlebobranchia, Cionidae. The record is from RefSeq and is a predicted model, not a curated record.